GGCUCCACCCGCCAUUGUAUGCCUGUAGUCUGAUAUGGAGCAUGCCUUUACCCCGUUGGAACCCCUUCUUCCCACCAGGAAGUUGAAAUACUGCCUUGUGGUUCUGAAUCAGCCUCUGGACAAAUGUGUUCGUCAUCUUUGGAGCAAAGCCCUUUUGAGAGCCUGUGCUGAUGGAGGUGCCAACCAUUUAUAUGAUACCAUGGAAGGAGAGAGGGAAAGCUUUUUGCCUGAAUUCAUCAGUGGAGACUUUGAUUCUAUUAGGCCUGAAGUUAAAGAAUAUUAUGCUGUCAAGGGAUGUGAGAUUAUUUCAACACCUGACCAAAACCAUACUGACUUCACCAAGUGUCUUGAACUUCUCCAAAAAAAGAUAGAAGAAAAACACCUACAGGUAGAUGUAAUCAUGACCUUGGGAGGUCUUGGUGGGCGUUUUGACCAGUUUAUGGCUUUUGUGAGCACCCUCUUCCAAGCUACUUGCAUCAUUCCUGUGCCAAUUAUAAUAAUCCAAGAGGAAUCUCUCAUCUACCUGCUUCAACCAGGAAAUCACAAAAUGCAUGUAGAUACCGGAAUGGAAGGUGAUUGGUGUGGCCUUAUUCCUGUUGGACAGUCUUGCAAUCAUGUUACGACAACAGGCCUAAAGUGGAACCUCACAAAGAACAUGCUUGGCUUUGGAACACUGGUCAGUACUUCCAAUACCUAUGAUGGGUCUGGUGUCGUGACUGUAGAAAUGGACCACCCGCUCCUCUGGACCAUGGCCAUCAAAAACUAA
Neogale vison (American mink) is the source of this 766-nucleotide messenger RNA. Its product is annotated as thiamin pyrophosphokinase 1-like. The coding region runs from base 35 to 766 and encodes 243 amino acids. Lineage: Eukaryota; Metazoa; Chordata; Mammalia; Carnivora; Mustelidae. The record is from RefSeq and is a predicted model, not a curated record. The transcript has a single exon. Gene Ontology annotation, molecular function: thiamine diphosphokinase activity; ATP binding; thiamine binding. Gene Ontology annotation, biological process: thiamine metabolic process; thiamine diphosphate biosynthetic process.